CUUCUUUUAGCGCAUAUUCAUCAUAGUUCAUUUAGUUUUUAAGCAUACCUUAUUUCUAGAUAUCGCCAUGGCCGCCAAGGACAAGAAGGAGGAAAAGCCUUCCGGCGAAGGGAUGAGAUCGCUUCGGGCCAUUCUGUCGAAGCUUCCCACGAUUCUCAAGGUCACUAUAUUACAUGCCAUCGGCGUGUCAGAGACUUCCCGGUAUCGUGACCUGAAGAGCGAAGUGGUAAUCGCGGUCAUACGGGCGUUGCUUGACCCCUCGAAUCAGGGGCCUCUCGCCGAGGUGCAAGCCAUGAGCUUGAAGGACUCCGGCGUCAAGGGGAAAUUGUGGGUUAGCGCGGUGGUUUCCGAGCCCCCUCCGGAGCGAGGCAUUCGAGACGCCCUGCUGGCGGCCAUCGACACCCUGAACGAGCCCGGCAGGAGAGGCGCGGAGCCGUCGUUCAGGAUACCGGAACUCGUGCCCGUCGAGGCCGAGUGGACGGGAUACAGAGCCGCCGCGUCCAAAAACUCCAAGCCGCCGGAGAUCCCGGAAGAGCAGAAGUACCACGAGAUGAUGAAAGAGUGUAAGAACUCGUCCACCAUCUUGUACUUGCACGGCGGAGGUUAUUACCUGUGCGACCCGUCGACAUAUAGGGCGAUGCUGAAGCGGAUAACCAAGCUGACUGGCGGUCGCGCGUUCUCGAUUAGAUAUCGGCUCGCGCCGCAGGACCCAUUCCCAUCUGCGCUGCUAGAUGCAUUAGUGUCUUACUUCACUCUUCUCUACCCGCCCCCGGGAUCGAUACACGAAGCCGUUGCUCCCGGGGACAUUGUCUUCGGUGGUGAUAGUGCGGGCGGCAACCUUGCUCUAGCCCUUCUCCGAACGCUCAUGGAGAUUCGACAUCAGAACCGCAAGAUCUCCUGGUUCGGCGAGGAACGAGAAGUCCCCCUGCCUGCUGGCGUCGCUGUCACGUCCCCGUGGAUAGACAUGGUGCAGACUCUACCCUCGCUGACCAGGAACUUACAAUGGUGCUAUCUCCCUCCCCCAAGACUACUUUCCGAAGAGCACCAGCCACCAGCAGAUAGCAUAUGGCCGGCAAACCCGCCCCGAAAACACCUCUACCUCGACGACGAUUACAUGCUCCACCAAUUAGCCAGCUUACAGAUGACCGAGUCCUGGGAGGGCGCCCCGCCGGUAUACAUAUCAUGCGGGUGGGAGGCUCUUGAAGACGAGAUUAAGUAUAUCGUGUCGAAGUUUACGCGUGACGGCGUGACGGUGAUGUUCGAGGAGUACGAAGCGAUGCCCCACGUGUUCGAGAGCUUCCUGCCCAAGAUCCCCGCGGCGCAGCGUAGCCGGGAAGGCUAUGCGAAGUUCGUCAAAGCCGUGUGCGAGGACCCGAAGAAGGUCAAGCCGUCGUAUAAGUUGAUCAAGGCUAGGACCCUGGAGGAGUUGAAUAUCAAGGUGGAGAAGCUAAGCCCGCAUACCGACGAGGAAGUAAGGGAGCUCGCGAGAAAGGAGGCGGCUAUACAGAGAGCAUCCGUUACACCAGCGCCAGAUGUCGAGGCAAAAGCGUGAAAUCCCCGACCAGUGCUCAAAGAGAGACUUUGGUCCUAGAAAAAUUCAAAUGUAUAAUGAGGAGGGUAAUGGAUGAUGCGUAUGCCUUUCAUGUCUUAAAAUAUAAUGGUAAUGAGCGUGAUAUACGUAUAAUGUAAUUUGAUGUAUUUUAUUCUUGUUCGUUUGUAUUUCUUGAGAAAAUACAAACAUCUUCUGUAUAUCUACGAUUACAGCAAUUCAAAU
Molecule: messenger RNA, 1774 nt
Organism: Daldinia caldariorum
Lineage: Eukaryota; Fungi; Ascomycota; Sordariomycetes; Xylariales; Hypoxylaceae
Product: Alpha/Beta hydrolase protein
Exons: 1
Coding region: 68-1552 (494 amino acids)
Molecular function (GO): hydrolase activity
Source: RefSeq, a predicted model, not a curated record